Molecule: messenger RNA, 2406 nt
Organism: Pogonomyrmex barbatus (red harvester ant)
Lineage: Eukaryota; Metazoa; Arthropoda; Insecta; Hymenoptera; Formicidae
Gene: TRAM
Product: translocating chain-associated membrane protein 1
Biological process (GO): protein insertion into ER membrane; SRP-dependent cotranslational protein targeting to membrane, translocation
Cellular component (GO): endoplasmic reticulum membrane
Source: RefSeq, a predicted model, not a curated record
CAGCUGUGAAUGGAAGAGGGUGUUUUUCGAAGACGCGAGUGCGGAACAACCGCUUUGACUCGCACGGUGCCAACGGGUUAAAAGAUCAAGCGCCACAUUGCUCGGCGUUGGCCGCCGCGUGGUGGUGUCUGGUGUGACGUAGCGACGUGCCAGACACGCAUGACGUCUCUGCGCGGUGGAAACGCCGUGGCCCGUCCGUCCGUCGUGCCGCGUCCGCCGCGCAGUGAACACACGUCUCCGGUGUCAAGAUGGUCACGGUGAAGGGACGCAAGAGCUCGAGCAAGAACCCGCCGAUAUUCAGCCAUGAGUUCGUCAUACAGAACCACGCGGACAUCAUCUCCUGCGUGGCUAUGGUCUUCGUGAUCGGCUUGAUGGUGCAGGUCGGUCACUUCGCCAUGGGCCUAUAUGUUCAUUGCUAUUCACUACAAUGUAACCAACACUACGGAGGAUCCAACAGCAGUGAUAAAAUAUACUACAGGAUGGAAGGAUGCAUGUGCAGUUUUCUUUUACUUCUUGAUCACUAUUAUAAUGCAUGCUGUGCUACAGGAAUACAUAUUUGAUAAAAUUUCCAAGCGGCUUCAUCUCAGCAAAGUGAAACUUUCUAAAUUUAAUGAGUCCAGCCAAUUGAUAGUGUUUUAUUUAUCAUCUGUAAUAUGGGCCAUUGAUAUUAUAAUUAGGGAGAACAUACUUCUGAAUAUAUGGACAUUAUGGGAAGAUUAUCCGGCGCCAAUGACUGCCUCCCUAAAACUAUUUUUUAUUGGUCAACUUGCUUAUUGGUUACAUUGUUACCCCGAGCUUUAUUUUCAACGAGUUAAGAAAGAAGAUAUUUUGCAACGCGUCCUUCAUGCAACCAUUGGUUUAAUCUACACAUUAGCAGCUUAUUUAUUCAACUUCCAACAAUUCGCUGUAAUCCUGUUAACUCUCCAUUAUCUGGGAGAUGCCUUGCUACAUUCAGCCAGAUUGGUUCAUUUCAUUAGUCAAAAAGAAAAGAGAACAAAAUUAUCAUUCCUGGUUGCCAAUUCGGUUUAUGCAUUCGCGCGUGUCGCGACCCUCGCAUUCACGUUUGUAGUGUUCCUAUAUGGUUUGAGGAAUCAGGAGUACAAGUUCGACUAUGCUACCGGCAACUUUAAUAUUCCUACUGUGCAGUUCUUGGCUGUAACUAUUAUCUCGCUCUUCCAAGGCUACCUCCUAUAUUUCUUCAUCGCGAAGCAGAUUAAGCGCGCGCGCGAGAACGCCACACCCGUUGUCGUAAAGACAAAACCGAAACAGAAGUUGAGAAAGCGAGAUGCAGGCAAGAAAUCCGCCCUAUCAGAAGAUGAUGAUCUUCCGGAGGUAGACCAAGCGACAAAGAAAAAUCUAAGAAAUCGUCCCUCAGCUAAAGCAAAAUAGACACUCAAUAAAUUGAAGAAAUCACCUUCUCAAGGCUGAUUGAAUUUUCAAUUUUAUUUGCCUGCAUAUUACGAACACGUUGGAAUGUUCGGCUAAGGUGUACAAAAGCGUUUUUUCUUAAUAUAAAAACCAAGCUUCCAUACUAUAACAUUAUAGACUCGAGGUACAGAACAUCGAAGUGUUUGGCUCAAUGCUCAAUGCAAUGAUUUUGUAUUCGAUAAAUGAAUAGAGAUGAAAGACACGGAUUUUAAAAAAGAGAUAGGCGCGCGAUAUUUGCUAUCCUAUUUUUAAUCACAGAUAAGUUUUCUUAUUUUUCACCGUUUUCUCGCUUUCAUAUAAAUUGUACAGAUGCCUGCACAAAUGUGGCAUUCGUACAGGAUGACAGAAUGUUAAUGUGCACUUUGAUACGUUGUCCUUUUAUGCGCGUUGCGUAUAUUUUUCUAAAUACGCAAACGCGUGUUAUUUAUAAUGAUCGAGAUAAGAAAAAUUUAUACGAUUUUUAUCCCUGUUUGCUGUUAUCUAAAAUCGUUUAUGUAAUUUCUCUGCGCACCGCUUUCUUUCACUGAACUUUUAGAACUAAACAAUUAAGAAGGCUCAUCCAAGUUUCUCAUUCUCUAAUCUCACUUCUAAUCUCUUGCUGAUUGAGAUGGAGAAAGAAAUUGAGGAAACUUGCCAGUCAGACAUAAAUAAACUUGGAUCGGUUUUGCUUGUUACUUUGUGGAUUAUCCUUGGAAUAGAAUAUUCACAGGAUAGAGACAAACUUAUAUAUAUUAUUUUAGUAUUAAGUUACAAGGGAAAGAAAAAUACAUAGAUAUAAUGCACGAAAUAAUACUCUGGACAUUAAUGUGUUGCGAAACUCAUACCAUGCAGAAAUAUACAUAUCCUUUUACAAUAUUGUUACACUUAAGUAUAAGUUUUAUGAUUUUUUAAUACAUAUAUAUAUCAAGAAAAAAAAAACGGUUUCAUUAUUACACUGUGUCGUGAAUGAUUAUAUUUGAUUAAAAUUACUAUUCCAAG